CUCUCUCCCCCCCUCCCCCGUUUCGCGCCGUCCACAUCCCGAGACGCAAGCAUGGCUGCCGCUGCUUCUGCUCCGAUGCCGCCGCACUAUUUCCAGUAAACAACAAUACCCACUCCCCACCCGUGUACGUACCAUUCGCCCGUCCCCCCAAGAACUCGUGCUCCCUCCCUCCCCAAUCCCCAUCCUCCCUCCACUUGCCGCACACACGGGGGUGGUCUAUUGUCCGUCGAGACUCUCUGUUUGGGUUCCAAGAAGUGUGCGCGGGGGAGACGCCGGAGAUGGGUUCCUGCGCGUCGGUCCACAAGGAGGACGUCGAGCUGCCCAAGAAGCAGCAGCUGCUCGCCCCCUCGCCGCCGUCCAAGGACGGCACCCCCGUCGGCGACGUCCUCGUCGACCUCAAGCGCAAGAUCGAGGGGUUCGGCCCUGGCGGCAGGACCCCUGACUCCGGUAGCAAGGAUGAGAUGUUCUUCGAGUCUCAACCGUGGUUAGAUUCCGACUGUGAGGACGACUUCUACAGCAUAAAUGGAGAUUUCACUCCGUCCCGCGGCAGCACUCCGGUCCAUCAACCCAGGGCGCAGACCGUGAUGAGCAACGUGUUUCUACCUGAUAACGCCGCGCAGAGCCCCAACUCAUCGGAGGCUUCUCCGACCGGACGGAGAAAAUUAGCCGACCUCCUGCAGGAGGCGACGCGAAACGACACCGGAGAGAGCGCCGCAGCCGCCACCGGAGAGUCAGACGGCAGCAAGAGCGGACAGCAGGGUCCGCAGCCCGGCGCCGUGGCAGCUGGGAAGUCUGUGUCAGAGCCCAGCUCCGGCUGCAGCACGGAGCCGACGCCGGUGAGGGAGGCUAGGAGCCGGAAAGAGCGGGCCUGGUACUCCGGCCGCUGCUGCCUGCCGACCUUCGUCCACAGCCUGGCUCUAGACGACGAGGGGCGGCAGAAGACGGGCCCUGGCCCCUGCGCCGUCUGAGAUAGGGUCGACGGCGCGGCGUCUCCGAGCUGUAUCUACUACGAUAUACCACCACUACUACUACCUGAACCUGAUCAGCCCCUGAAUCGAGCUACUGUAAAGAUGGUGAGAGCGCUGAGAGUGCCAUAUAUAUAUAUAUAUAUAUAUAUAUAUAUAUAUAUAUAUAUAUAUAUAUAUAUAUAUAUAUAUAUAUAUAUAUAUAAAUAUGCUUGUAAUAAUCAAGCGAAUAGUCCACUCCGGGGAGUUCAUGUGCUGAACCCUACCUAGCUCGACAAAAUGCUUCGGCCUGUGCAUAUCUUUAAUCUCCUUGCCUGCCUCUGAUCUGAGCCUGAGUGAUCUCUCUCCAUGGAUAUGUUUUUCAGUUGCCAGCAGUUGGCCAGAAAGAAAAUGGCAUGAUUGAUGCCUCUGUUUAGAAUUACUUGUCGCAGAAAUGGAUGUAUCCAGAUGUAUUUUAGUUCUAGAUACAUCCAUUUUCGAGAUAAGUAAUUUCGAACGGAGGGAGUAGUACCUACCAUGCCAUGUUCUCCAGGGGUUCACUGUGUGUGAUUGGUGGGGUUUGUGGCAACUUGAUGAUGGGUGCUGGACAAGUGGA
Molecule: messenger RNA, 1560 nt
Organism: Triticum aestivum (bread wheat)
Lineage: Eukaryota; Viridiplantae; Streptophyta; Magnoliopsida; Poales; Poaceae
Exons: 3
Coding region: 279-968 (229 amino acids)
Source: RefSeq, a predicted model, not a curated record